Mycosarcoma maydis (corn smut) is the source of this 2082-nucleotide messenger RNA. RefSeq names its product acetylornithine transaminase. Gene Ontology annotation, cellular component: mitochondrial matrix. Gene Ontology annotation, molecular function: identical protein binding; transaminase activity; pyridoxal phosphate binding. The record is from RefSeq and is a predicted model, not a curated record. Gene Ontology annotation, biological process: mitochondrial respiratory chain complex III assembly. Bases 1 to 2082 code for a protein of 693 amino acids. NCBI's taxonomy places the organism in Eukaryota, Fungi, Basidiomycota, Ustilaginomycetes, Ustilaginales. The transcript has a single exon.
AUGUUUGCCACUCGCGUCGUCCUCUCAUCCGCGAUGAGGCGACCUGUCGCUGGUCGAGUGCUGCGACAGCCAGCCCGCCUGCUUGCCACACACGCCGCUAGCUCCACAAAGAAGCCCUGUGCAGACUACAUUUCGCUCUCGCAUCCAGACGGCGACGCUUCUCGAGGCUCCAAGAUCGCCGACACGCUUGACCGUUUUUCACACUCGGUCCUGGCCACCUACUCUCGUCCUCAACUCAUCUUUACCCGUGGCAACGGUCUGGACCUCUACGCUGCCGCCGAUCCCAACACCAACGCCGGCCACACGGAACGCAAAUAUCUCGACUUCUCCUCCGGUAUCGCCGUCAACUCGCUCGGCCAUGCCGAUCCUAAGAUCGCCGAGAUCGCUGCCGAACAGAGCGCCAAGCUCGUGCAUGCCAGCAACUUGUACCACAACGAAUGGUCGGGUGAGCUCGCGGAUCGCAUGGUCACCUUGACGCACCAGCUGGGUGGUCUCGGAUUCCAAAAGGGCUCCAAGCCCCAAGACAACGGCACAGCCGGCCUCAAGGUGUUUUUGGCCAACUCGGGUACCGAGGCUAACGAGGCCGCACUCAAGUUUGCCAGGAAGGCUGCCAAGAACCACGCGAACAAAGGCAGCUCCCAAAAGACGGGUCUUGUCAGCUUCACCAAUGCUUUCCACGGCAGAACGAUGGGUGCGCUUGCCAUGACGCCCAACCCCAAGUACCAGGCUCCGUUUGCUCCUCUGAUCGGAGACGUCCGCACUGGUACUUACAACGACGUUGCUGGUGUCGAGACACUCAUUGACGAAACAACGGCCGGUGUCAUUGUAGAGCCGGUUCAGGGAGAAGGUGGGAUCUAUCCUGCCUCGCUCGAGUUCCUGCAAGCGCUUAGGAAGAGAUGCGACGAGGUGGGCGCCAUGCUCAUCUACGACGAGAUCCAAUGUGGUCUCUUCCGUACUGGAACGCUGUGGUGUCACAGCGACUACCCCACUUGUGCGCACCCGGACAUGGUGACCAUGGCCAAGCCGCUCGCCAACGGCUUCCCUAUUGGUGCAGUGCUCAUGCGUGACAGCGUGGCGAGCCUGAUCGCUGUCGGCGACCACGGUACGACGUUCGGUGGUGGACCGCUGACCAGCCGUAUUGCGCACCACGUUCUUGGGCGUCUUUCGAGCAACGAGUUGGGUGAAUCGAUGAAAGAGUCGUCGCAGGCACUGUUCGGUCGUCUGAAAAAUUUGGUCGCCAUGUUCCCCGACCUGCUGCUCGACGAUCCCAGCGCUGGCAAACCCAGUCCGCGUGGCAAAGGUCUCAUUGCCGGUAUCAGCACCAAAGACGCUUCUCAUGCGGCCAAGGUGGUGCAGCUCGCUCGUCAGCGUGGACUGCUGAUCCUCACCGCUGGAUCGGAUACCAUCAGGAUUCUGCCCAGCUUGACCGUGACUAGGGAACAGGUGGAUAAGGCGGUCGACAUCAUCGAGUCGUGUCUGCUGGUUGUACGCGAUCAGGUGCAGCGAUCGACGCACUCCUCGUCGGUCGACGCUCGUGCGCACGCUGGAGCAGCGGGUCAGCAGCAGCAGCAGAACCAGCAGGUGCGUGCGUUUUCGUCGUCUACUCGAUGCUCGACUGCUGUGGCUCAGGCUAGCGCGGACGAGAUCCAGACGCUGUACACGCACUUUAUCGAGCUUGCACAGUCGUGGCCGAAGGAUGCGCUGCGACCAGAGAUCGAUUUUGGAGCAUCGAUCCGCGCUGCCGCCCAAACUGCGCUUCUCAGCGCCCAAUCUCAGGCGUCGCUUGAUCCGGAACAGGUUCACGCAAAGAAUUCAGCCAUCUCGCCACGCGAUGCUGUGGCCGCAACGAAAUGUCUGACAAAGGCCGAGUUCGAGUACGCCAAAAAGAGCCUUGCUUUGCUGCGCGAGCUCAAGGAGAACAAGGUACAGCUCAAGUAUGCACUACCAGAGAACAUGCUCAAGCCUAAAAGUAUGCCCGAGUACUACGACAGGUUGAAGAGCACCAUCGAUCGUGCAGCUGGCGGCAACAGCGUCGCCAUCGGCUGGACAGAGUGGUUCAGCAGAUUCGUCGGAAGGCAGUGA